This is a messenger RNA of Phoenix dactylifera (date palm), 2222 nucleotides long. RefSeq names its product phosphoinositide phospholipase C 2-like. Gene Ontology annotation, biological process: release of sequestered calcium ion into cytosol; phosphatidylinositol-mediated signaling; lipid metabolic process. Lineage: Eukaryota; Viridiplantae; Streptophyta; Magnoliopsida; Arecales; Arecaceae. Gene Ontology annotation, cellular component: plasma membrane. The record is from RefSeq and is a predicted model, not a curated record. Gene Ontology annotation, molecular function: phosphatidylinositol-4,5-bisphosphate phospholipase C activity.
AUAUAAAAGGCGAAAAAAGGAAAGAAGCUCUUCGGGCAGUUCGGGCAGUUAUUGCACGUCCUUUCGACGCCGCUCUCCCUUCCUCUUUUCUCCCGUCCAGCUUCCUCCAAAGCAGUAGAUAAGAAGAGAAACCGGAAGCAAACAGCAAGGGAAUCGGAGGAGAAGAAGAUAAAAAGAAAGCCGAUAGAACGAACGAACGAAAGAAAGAUAGGGAGGGAUCGAGGUAGAGGAGGAGAAUGGAAAGCUACAAGUACUGCUUGUGUUUCUCGAGGAAGUUCCGGUGGGUUGAGGCGCAGCCGCCGGAGGACGUGAAGGAGGCAUUCACGGCGUACGCGGAGCGAGGGUCCCACAUCAACGCCGAGCAGCUCCGGCGGUUCCUCGCCGACGCCCAGGGCGACGCCGGUGCCACCGCAGCCGACGCCGAGCGGGUGAUGGAGCAGGCCUACCAGCUCCGCCAUCGCCACACUCUCGUCAAGCUCUCCAAGCCCCUGCUUGCCCUCGAGGACUUCCACCAAUUCCUCUUCUCCGAGGACCUCAACCCUCCUUUCCGAUCCCAGGUUCACCAAGAAAUGACUGCUCCGUUAUCCCAUUAUUACAUAUACACAGGCCAUAAUUCAUAUUUGACUGGGAACCAGCUCAGCAGUGAUUGCAGCGAUGUUCCGAUUAUAAAAGCACUGGAGAGAGGUGUUCGAGUGAUUGAACUGGAUAUCUGGCCAAAUUCUACAAAAGAUGGCAUUAAUGUUCUUCAUGGGAGGACAUUGACUACUCCAGUGGAACUUAUCAAAUGUUUAAGGUCCAUUAAAGAAUAUGCCUUUACUGCAUCUCCAUAUCCUGUGAUCAUAACUCUAGAAGACCACCUUACUCCUGAUCUUCAGGCUAAAGUAGCUGAGAUGGUUACCGAAACAUUUGGAGACAUGCUGUAUUACCCUGACAAGGAUUCAAUUGAAGAAUUCCCUUCACCAGAAGCUCUGAAGAGAAGAAUUAUUCUUUCAACCAAACCACCAAAAGAGUACCUUGAAGCUAAGGAUGAUAAGGACAAAGAUGGUGCACCUCAAAAUGGGAAGGUUUCGAAUGAAGAAGAAGCAUGGGGAAAGGAGGUCCCUGAUCUGCAAUAUGAGUUGGAAUCUGCUGAUAAGCAGAAUGAGAAUGAUCAGAUUGAAGAUGAGGAAGACGAUGACGACGACAAUGAUGACGACGACCCCAAAGUGCACCAGAAUUCAGCACCUGAGUACAAGCAUCUGAUCACUAUCAGGGCUGGAAAACCUAAAGGUCGGUUAAGUGACUCAUUAAAAGUGGAUCCUGAUAAAGUUAGACGUCUUAGUUUGAGUGAACAAGAACUUGCAAAGGCAGCAAUAACUCAUGGGGCUGAUCUAGUAAGGUUUACUCAAAAAAAUCUACUCAGGAUAUACCCAAAGGGGACACGCUUUAAUUCUUCUAAUUACAAUCCAUUUAUUGGUUGGAUGCAUGGUGCUCAGAUGGUUGCAUUUAAUAUGCAGGGAUAUGGAAGAUCACUAUGGUUGAUGCAUGGAUUCUACAAAGCCAACGGGGGCUGUGGUUAUGUAAAGAAACCUGAUUUCUUGCUGAAGACUGGUCCGAACAGGGAGGUUUUUCAUCCUACAGCAAAUUUACCUGUGAAGAAAACUUUGAAGGUCAAAGUGUACAUGGGAGAUGGUUGGCGUAAGGACUUUAGUCAGACCCAUUUUGAUGCAUAUUCCCCUCCAGACUUCUAUACAAGGGUAGGGAUAGCUGGGGUUCCAGCAGAUGCUGUAAUGAAGAAAACAAAGGCAAUAGAGGACGACUGGACACCAGUUUGGAAUGAGGAGUUUACUUUCCCAUUGACCGUGCCCGAACUGGCUUUGCUUCGGAUUGAAGUACAUGAGUAUGAUAUGUCUGAGAAGGAUGACUUUGGUGGUCAGACCUGCUUGCCGGUAUCAGAGUUGGGACCAGGGAUCCGAGCUGUGCCUCUUUUUGAUCGCAAAGGAAUGAAGUUCAAGUCCGUAAAGCUGCUUGUGCGGUUCGAGUUUGUUUGAUGUUUCUGUUGAAUGUGUGGUUGUGCUAUAUCCUUGGAGAGGGUCGGAUGUUGUAUUAUGGCUUACUAUUUUGCAGAUGGAUUUCAUACUCUGUGUAAACAUAGAAUGAUGUUAUCAUGGUGAAGUGGUAUCAUUGCAUUAUUGAUGUACAUAUGGUAAUAAAUAUAGUAAUACUAUUUUUUUGGAACUUUA